Molecule: messenger RNA, 680 nt
Organism: Plodia interpunctella (Indianmeal moth)
Lineage: Eukaryota; Metazoa; Arthropoda; Insecta; Lepidoptera; Pyralidae
Exons: 4
Coding region: 143-643 (166 amino acids)
Source: RefSeq, a predicted model, not a curated record
CAACACUACAUCAUCACAGCUCUCGACACCGACGGGCGUUUCAUCCUCACAUUUUGGAGCCAAAAGUGUCGCGUACAUUGCGCUUUAUGUGUGCACACUUUAGUCUAUCUUGGCUUUUAUUUUCCACAAGCUGAACCCAGCAAUGUCCAAAAUCAUCCGGCUCCUUUUUUAUAUAACGCCAGCGUUAUGCCAAUACGCCGUGAACACAGAAAUGAGGGCCGACGUAACUUUCGGGGAAAACAACGACCGCUUCGAUAUAUCCAACAUAAUACAAGAGCAGAGAAGAUUCGAAGAAUACCUCGCGAAGAAUUUGAGAGACACGUAUAAAGAAGACAAACAAAAUGGGGAGAUAUCCUCUGAAGAGUCUCGUCGGAGCUUCAAAUAUCCGGACAAUAUGUUGGCUCGCCGAUGGGACGGCGGCUUCGCUUUCCACGACAACAUGGACGGCGACUUAGGAGGAUCUUUAGACGACUACGAAAAAGGACUCGAUAUUUUCAAGAAAAAAAACGGGAGACGGAGCCUGAAUCUAUUUAGAUAUUUGGGCAAACCAUUGAAUAAACCAUUCCAUCACGGCCAUAGACGUAAUCACAGUAAAGAGGGGCUGGAAGACCUGACCAGCAACCCCAAGCCAUUGAACGUAUAACACAGACUUUUCUUGUAAUAAAACUUAUACAUUAACA